GCGGGGGUCGGGCUCGUGGAAAGCGGAAGCUUGGGAGGAGGGUGCGCGUGAGCGAGCGAGCGAGCGAGCGCGCUCGUCGGUUACGAUGGGGUCGCUCUCGUUGGAUGGCCUUCUGCAUGUCUUUUCCUUCUUGGAGGCACCGGAUCUACUCCGCGCCGCCCAGGUGGACAAGUUUUGGAACGCAGCAGCAGAUUCAACAGCCCUGUGGAGAAAACUCUGCCUAGAACGCUGGGUGUUUUGCAAUGUUUCCCAUUCAAGCUUCGAAACGUUCACAUGGAAGGAGUACUACCUUCAUCGCUCCCAACUUGAGCACAAAAUGGCAUCGGGGAGUCCUUCAACUGAUUAUAUAUCUAAAGCCAUUAAGGGCUUCAAAGGAGAAAUAAUAAGCAUGGCUUAUCUCACAGCAUACGAGUACAGCUUUCAGAAGCAGGAGAGAUCCAUUAUGUGUACCUUGGGUUCAGAUGGCCUCAUCCAAGCCUGGGAUAUUCACGAGGGUGAAGAAAUUUGGUCACGCUGUGUACCAGACUUGCCCCCACAAAGCCUUGUAACACUGCCUCGGUUCCAACUGGUUAUUACCACACAUGUGAAAGGAACCAUCAAGGUCUGGAACGGGGAAACGGGGGCAGAACAGGCUUCAUUCUCCACACACUCCUCCUCGUGUACCUUGGCGACCUAUAUGGCAAAUGACAGCCCCUUCCUUACAGCAGCCACUGCAGGAGGCACCCUGUAUACAUUAACAGUUCCUCAUUUAAAUGAGGUUUCACGUGUUACCGCAUCUCAAAGCAGCAAUGUUAAUUUGUUGCUCUGCUCAACUAACAUGAAGUGGAUAGUAACAGGAUCUAUUGUGAAUUUAGAGUCACCUACAAAGGUAUUCCAUAUAGAUUCCUUGACUAGUCCUUCUGAAGAUAACCUGCCUCUGUCGACUUGCCUGCCUAUCAUGAACUGUGCUGCAGCCAGUUGGGCGCCCUCAGAGGAAGCAAGACUAACCAUAAUGCAUGGAGAUGGCUGGGCAGGUCAUAUGUCCAUCACCACUUUUGAUAUCAUCACUAAGAAGUCCAAGUAUAAAAUGGAGAUCCAGGCACACGAGGUCGCAAGUUGCGUAUUACCAGAGACCACCACGAGAUCCUCUCUGCUGAGAAGCCAUGGUGCUGACAUGAUUCUUCUGGGAACUGGAUGUGAGCUGAAGCUCUUCUCAAUUUUUGGCACGCAGUUAGCGGUCUUCCAGGAUCACCAACGUACCAUUUCUUCCAUAUGGGUGGAUCCCUCUAGGGUCAUCACUGCUUCCUGGGACCUCUCUCUUCGUGUGUACAUGUGGAAAAGGGAGAGCAACACUACUGUGCUGAAGAGUUGUUAUCACUUACUGGGGGGAUCCCACAGAUGGGCAAGGGGAUUCACUGAUGUGACCUGUGACGGUGUAAGCAUUGUAGGAGCGUUAGCUGGAAGAGAUGGGACAGACUUCCUAAGGGCAUAUACCUUCAGCCUCUAAUGUGCUUAAAAUGAUAGCAGUUUGUAGGUAACCUCAUCCCCUUUCUUGUAGAGAAUGUUGGUACGUAUAGAGCUCGGAGAAAUUCAUUUGCCAUAGAAAGUAGUUGCACUAAUUUACAUCCCGAGAAGCAGCAUGGCCCAAUGGAAUGAGCAGGGGCCUGGGAGUCAGGAGACUCUCGGCUCCACCACUUGCCUGCUGUGUGACCCUGGGCAAGUCACUUGGCUUCUCUGUGCCUCAGUUUCCUCAUCUGUAAAAUGGGGGUUAAAUUCCUGUUCUCCCUCCCUCCCUCUUGGACUGUGAAUGAUCUGAUUAUCUGGCAUCAAGUUGUAUUUUAAGGCCAAAGAGUUGAUCUUGUUGUUCUACUCGAUCAAUAGUAUUCGAUGUCGACUGGAGACAGAGCACUAAAUUAAACUCGCGAAAGAGUAUAGUAAAAGGCACGAUCCCUGCCUUCAGGAAUCUUACAGUGGAACCUAAGAGAUUCAUUAGGUAAACUAGAAAAUCUAGCUUCUCUUUGCAGGUAAUGACAGUUGUAUUUAGAACACUGGUCUUCAAUUACUUAUGUCCCUUGAGAUGCUCUAGUUUGGCUUUAAUAGGUAAGAAAUGUGGUUUGUGAAAGUUUGCUGUUUCAACCCCUUGAAUAAAGUGCAAUAUGUUCACAUUAACAUUAUCUCACUGCAA
Messenger RNA from Ornithorhynchus anatinus (platypus), 2164 nucleotides. It is a transcript of the gene FBXW12, whose product is annotated as F-box and WD repeat domain containing 12. The transcript is spliced from 10 exons. Gene Ontology annotation, molecular function: protein binding. Lineage: Eukaryota; Metazoa; Chordata; Mammalia; Monotremata; Ornithorhynchidae. Bases 86 to 1486 code for a protein of 466 amino acids. The record is from RefSeq and is a predicted model, not a curated record.